UGAGCUGCUGCGAUUCCUGGGCCCCGCCGCGUCCAAGGGGGACGGUGUCGGCCACCGGCCAAGGUCAAGGGGGCUUUUUCUAACGCGCCGGUCCCUUUUGGUGGUCGAGGAGCGACACUAGUUGUUCUCCGAAAUCGGUGGCUCCGGCUCGAAACAAGGCGGGAGGAAUGGUGCGUGUGCCGCAGGUGUCCGGGCAUUGAGCGGAGCGCGGAGAAAACAGACGCGGCGCCGUCCGUGUCCGUGUCCGUGUCCGGGUGCCGCUGCCCGCAGCAUGGCUCGGGAGCGCGCGGGGCUCCUCGCAGCGGGGCUCGUGGUGUUGAUGGCCGUUCACUUCCUUCCCUCGGUGUCCGGCUGCAACAGGGGUUUCUACGAGAGGAUGAUCAAUGACCUCUGCUUCGCCAAGUUCGAAGACGACAUGGGCGGACUGGAGCGAGGCCUGUGGUGCAGAUGGCCGGACACGAUGGAGAUUUAUGGUGGACUAACAAACUGCACCUACCAGGUGGCCCUGAGGAUGGGCUGCUUCUGGCCCGAUCAGGUGGUCGACCGCUUCUUCAUGCACAUUCACCGGAACUACUUCCAGGACUGUGCCCUGACCGGCCGGCUCCUCCACGACCCGCCUGUCGGCAUCCUGGCCCCGUUCAUCGCGGUGCCAGUACUGGUCACCCUGCUCAUGACUGCCCUGGUGGUGUGGAGGAGUAAACGCACAGAGGGGGUUUUAUAGGGGGUCCUUUUGGCCUCUAAGCUUUGAGAAACAAAUUGACUCUUGAUUUCUGUGUGAAAAUGUAUUUUUUUUCUUCCUGUGUUGAUGUGAAUAACUGCAGCGAAGGUGGAACUCAAAACAGCAAUAUGCAAUGAAUCCUCUAAUUGCUCAAUUUUUUAGCAGCAGCAUGCACCGAUACGAGCGUGUCAAAGUUUGGCUGGGGGAAAGCAAAGGCGUUUGUUUAGAUUCAGGGGCUUCGGAGGCCGUGCAUGUUAAUUACCGCCUGUUUUUCGCGGCCCCAAACAAUCAGUGAACGCACAAAUACGGGGUCGGAGAGGACGACACUCAGGGAGACGGCGGUGACGCAGACAAAUGAUGGGAAAAACGGGGAGAAGGAGAUAGAGGUAGAGAAUAGAGACCGGGGUCGUUUAUCAUGUGAAAGAAAACAAGCACAACGUUGGUUUUAUUCUCAACUCAUCUGCAGUCCCUAAAACAGACGAGAGCUAUAUUACUUUUUGGAAAAAACAACAAUUUGUCCCUCGAUUGCAUUUUCAAAACUUAAUGCAAUUAGCAGUUGAAUUGUGUCCAAAUGUGCCUCAUUUAUCUGUACAAAUGAAUAUAAAGUGUCGAAGUCAGAGACUGAUGGUUUAUUUUAAUUCCUGCUCAUGAAAUGGGGAGAUGAUUUGAGAAAUAUAAGCUUUGAAGACUGUAGACGAGGCUCAGAGUGGACAAUCAUCCAUCACCGCGUGACAGGGCUCUCUCUGGUGUUCACUCGGCAUGCACGGAGGUCAGUGUUCAAAAGGCUAAGAGUUAAUCGGACACCAGUUUCAUUGCAUAGCUGUUCAACCCUAACCCUAAAAAAAUAUAUAUAAGUUACAAAUUCUAAAAUCUUUAUAUUACUUUAAGAAAAUAAACACCCUAUUCUCCAGGUUUAUGUCCAUUUCUGAUGAACCCACAGCAGCGGCUCAAUUAAGGAGAAAAAUUGUCUUUUCCCUGUGACUCAUAAAGCACAAUCACUUUUGAUUUGAGUUGCUUAUGAAGAAAUUGGUUUGUUUUCGGGGGGGGGGGCAAAAACAUUUCCGACAAAACAUGUCGGAAACUCUACGCAUUCACGGAGGCUUUCGCGGUAGACGUCAACUCGACACAGGAAGACGAGAAGAGACACAGGAUCAACAAAAAAUUGGACAUAAGCUAAAUUAUAAUUGAAAUGAUUUGCAAAAGAGUUGGCGUUAUAUUGACCCGCUGUCGUCCCUUCAGAAAAAAACACAGGUCAGGCUCUUUCCAGAGACAGAGAGCAGAGGUGUGUGUGUAAAUCUCCCCAAACUGUGAUAGUAAUUAAAUACAAUGUCAUACUUUUUUCUUAUCCAUGUAAAAGUUAUGGCUCAGCACUUCCCCUCCAUAUAUUUUGCUUGCUGGGCUAUUCUGUCCUGUCAGAGGCAGGGGGAAUUAAUGGCGGCUAUAUUAUCAAAGCUGUAAAAGGCCUUCAACGGUUAAGCUUAGUCAAGCAAUGUUUGGCUUUUCUGAUUAAUGUCCAAGACGGUGGCAGCAUUCAAAUACGAAUUUCAGCAGUUUUUGAUGAUGAUAAAUUUUCCGGGGAGAUUAGCGGAUCUUCGACUCGCCGCAGGUGAAUGCAGGUGAGAGCUCAAGGCCAGAAGUUUAACGAAUAGACCUGUGGAUGAGUUGGAGGUCACUUUGUUAGUCUGCCUUAUCUCGCGACCUCUGUUUAGACGGAGGUCUCCAUCGUGCCGAUAUAUGGCUAAGGCCGGAUCCAGUCCUACAUUUCCCACAAUGCAACCAUCAUCACAUUUAGUUUUCACAUUUAAUCCUCUUCACUGAUGUUGUUCUGUGCGUAGGAGACGUCCCUGUACUUCAGCUCCAUGUUUAUGCUGUAGCUCCACGGAGCGCCAGGCAGCCUCUGGGCCUCAGUCCCCCUGUCAGCCUCCUGGAGGAAACCACUGGCGGACAAACCCGUGAGCCUCUGUCAUGUCUGUCUCAGUCCACCUCUUCAGACAGACACACACACACACACACACACACGGUAUAGCUCCUUUGCUGGAUACUGUCUGCUUAGUGAUGGUUGGUGCAACCUGUAAAUAUAAAAUAGGGAGAAAUGGCAAGGUCAAUUUCAUUGGAGAUAUACUGUGUACAAUAUCUUGAGUUAAGCUCCAAGUAAGGUUGGAUAAAUGUGCUUCCAAACUUUUAUCCGCUGAUUAAGAUUACUUAAAAAUUCAGCUCACUGCUUUCUGUAAUAUUUAAACACAGAGUUGAACAUUAACUGCUAGAACUAAAAUGGUCUUUUCCUCUCUGCGCCAUUGCCACAAAAAAAGUCUGCAUGAAGAUUAAAAGGCAUCAGUGGAUUUCA
Molecule: messenger RNA, 3062 nt
Organism: Scophthalmus maximus (turbot)
Lineage: Eukaryota; Metazoa; Chordata; Actinopteri; Pleuronectiformes; Scophthalmidae
Product: receptor activity-modifying protein 1-like
Exons: 3
Coding region: 272-721 (149 amino acids)
Biological process (GO): receptor internalization; calcium ion transport; cellular response to hormone stimulus
Cellular component (GO): signaling receptor complex; membrane; cell surface
Molecular function (GO): coreceptor activity
Source: RefSeq, a predicted model, not a curated record